AUGGCUCAAGCGCUAGCCCCGUCAACCGCAGAGACGUACGGCGCAGGGCUAGUCGCAUUUCAUGCUUUCUGCGACGAGCGCCGGAUAGCCGAAGAGCAGCGGACGCCCGCGUCUGCGACACUAAUGCUCGCCUUUCUCGCAGCGUUGGCCGGCCUAUACGCGGGAUCCACGGUCGCGAAUUACUUCUACGGCGUACGGGCUUGGCACCUCAUUCACGGCGUCACCUGGAACAUGGACGACGCGGCCAUGCAGUCCAUUCUGAAGGCGACAGACAUCAUUCGCGCGAUACGGCAACAGCUCGCCCUCGACCAGGGUUUCGACGCUGCGGUCUAUGCCUGUCUUACGGUUGCAUUCUACGCCUGCGCACGGGUCAGCGAGCUCACCGUGCGCAACCGCAGCAGUUUCGAACCCGGUAUCCACGCCAAGCACACUGACCUUGGGCUUGCUGAGGAUCGGAAUGGGCUGUGGCAGCAGACUUUACAGCUGCCGCGAACCAAGUGCGCCAUCGGCGGGGAGCAAAUCCACUGGGGGCAGCAGGAUGGGAUCACGGACCCUGUUGCCGCCCUCGCGAAUCACCUCCGCAUCAACAGCGUGGGUGACGACGAACACAUAUUCGCGUACACGGCACGAAACGGGGAAGUAUGGCCGCUGACACGCAAGGCCUUUCUUGACCGCAUCCGGGCCGCCACCAGAGCUGCGGGUAGAGCGCCGCUCCAAGGGCACGGCAUUCGAAUCGGCGGGACCCUCGAAUACCUGUUGAGAGGCGUCCCGUUCGAGGUCGUCAAGACCAAGGGGCGUUGGGGAAGCGAAGCCUUCCUGGGGUACCUCCGGAAGCACGCGGAAAUCCUCGCCCCCUACAUGCAGGCGCGGCCACAGCUGCAAGCGGAGUUCAUCCGGUACGCCAUGCCUCCGGUCCGUUGA
Punctularia strigosozonata HHB-11173 SS5 is the source of this 921-nucleotide messenger RNA. RefSeq lists its product as uncharacterized. The record is from RefSeq and is a predicted model, not a curated record. The coding region runs from base 1 to 921 and encodes 306 amino acids. Gene Ontology annotation, molecular function: DNA binding. Gene Ontology annotation, biological process: DNA integration; DNA recombination. NCBI's taxonomy places the organism in Eukaryota, Fungi, Basidiomycota, Agaricomycetes, Corticiales, Punctulariaceae. The transcript has 2 exons.